UACGUUUUCGCCACUCGAUUAACAGAAUUGCUGACUUUGAAGGGACGAAGUGCAUCACCUUUUCGAAAUUAUGCACCGUUAAAUUAACGAACGUCCCUGCACAAUGAUGUUUUUAGAUCAAUGGCGCGUCGCGACGUCGCAGUCGAUCCUGCAUCCCAAGGUGUGUCAGACGCAGCAUCUCAGCUCCCGGUUAACUUAACCCUACCAGUAGCUACCCCUAUCCGCUAUAAACUCGUUUAACGCGAUGUACUGCAUUUGAAUCUGACGAUCGCUCUGAACGUUUUGUGCUGGGUUUAAUUACUAUCUCGAUGGUGAAUGUCUGUGAUUUUGACUGUAUGGUGGAGUGAAACGGCGGCGGUUACGGGGAGCAACACGGCGUCUAUAUGAAGAAAAAUUUCAAGUUUAAAUUUACAUGACAAUACCUCUAAUGGUAAACGAACAUGUCGACAACGGAAACACCCUUAGAAGUGCCACUUUCGACGAUAGCCACGUUAACAGUUCCUCCGGAAAAUUAUAGGUUCGUUCCCGGAUCCACCGUAGUUUUGAAUGGUACGUCCGCCAGCUUUAUCAAUAAUACCCUAUCCACCUUGAAGUCGCCAAGUUUUAAUGGGACGGGGUACUAUAUCGACGAUGAAGUGGAGCAAGGUCUUUCGGAGUUUCAAACCCUUAUACUGGCGUGUCUAGCAACCUUUAUACCUUUGAUCAUCUCCCUUUUCGCCGGAUUCGGAAUAAGAAUACUCUGGAAGAAAUAUAGAAGAUUCAGAGAGUGCAAUAAUUACGAUGGUGACAUUCUCCAGAGAGAGGAGAGUUCAGAACCUAGACCCCUAUGCUCCCAUCUCCUCAAUAGUGAUCAAUUAAAAUGUACAGAAACGAGAUUAUCAAUACCGGGUGGCGACAUGGAAAUUUGCGAUGGUAUAACGACGGUCACCAAUGGCAUCAAGAGCACUAGUCACUCAAGCACGAACGGCAGCAUCAUCACGAUGACCCUUAAAAAUAAUCACCUCAUCGUCGAAACGGAAGAACGAAACGAUAUCCAAGAGGACAGUAGAGAAACGACGAUGAAGUACUCGCCGAGCGCUCGGAACGGGGUUUUCGUGGUCGAAGUGCAACAAGGCAGCAAGAAGAGUCCUAGCGCAGCCAUCGAUCCCGGCCUCGUGGUCUCCGUAAGUGACCAGUGCGCGCUUAUUCACAAUCCCCCGGACCGCUUUAGGUACAGUGAAGAGGAAAUUGUAGAGGAAUGCGACUAUCCCGACACGAUACCCAGCAGGGACACCGCCAGUUCCUUACAUAUCUUAAUACAAACGGGACUGACUCAGUCGAAUUCCAGUUUGGCGUCGUCCACAGUCCAGGCGUACCGGUACGGUAAUCAGGAGGGUUACGAGACGGGGAAUUACGGUUAUCAAACGUGCAACGGGUGCCACUACAAUCCGCCGUUGCCGAAAGCGGAGUCGAAGAGUAAGCCGAAGAUAAUAUCGGAAAUUUUCAAGAGCUCGAGGAGCGAGUCGAAGUGCGGUUCGGAUCCGUAUCCGGACGGACCUUUGCUUUCCGACAUUCAACUGAAGGAAUCUGCGAGCAUCGCGCAUAAGGGAGAGAGCAUCGAUGGGGAUGAUGUUAAGGUUGUCAGUGCAUAGAUAUUGAGAAAUAGCAUCAUAUGGGUUCCAUCCAGGACUACCUUCGCCACGACCACGACCAUUGCAAGUACACCUGCAUCAAUUGCGAGAUAUUUCGUUAAGGACGUUCACCCAUCGCGCA
Photinus pyralis (common eastern firefly) is the source of this 1752-nucleotide messenger RNA. RefSeq lists its product as uncharacterized. The coding region runs from base 441 to 1631 and encodes 396 amino acids. NCBI's taxonomy places the organism in Eukaryota, Metazoa, Arthropoda, Insecta, Coleoptera, Lampyridae. The record is from RefSeq and is a predicted model, not a curated record. The transcript has 8 exons.